CUCACUUUUAUUGAAAUGCAAAAAAAAAAAAAAUUCCAUAUCCACCCAACCGCCACGGAUACGUAGAAAUAGAACCUAAGAUCACGUGAUCGAAAUUCGUUGCAAAAAAAACGAUCAUCUGUUGGACCAAAAAAAAAAAAAAAAAUGAUGUUUAAACGAUGAUGGUGAUGGUGACGAUGAUCAAUCUUUUUUUUCAAUUUUAAAUUUCUAUAUUUCCAUCAUUGCUCAAUAUUUUUAACAUCUAAAAAUUUUAUUAUACUCAACCCCCAUGCACAAAUGUUCAAAUCAUCAUUUUUGAGUUCCAUUUACUGAAAACAUUUCGAUUUUUUUUUUGUUCUCUCCACUCAUCAUUCAUCCAAUCAUCAUCAUCAUCGGGUUUCUUGGUCAUUUUUUUUGCCCCUGUGCCUUGAUCUCGAUAAUUUGUUGCUUCAAAAAAAAAAAAAAAAAUUAUCUCCUUCCAAUACGACAACAACAAUAAUACAACAUUUCAUCAUCGUUUUAAUGAUGCGCAGUUCAAUAUUUUCAUACACAUUCAUCAUAUGCAAAUUGUCUUUAAAAAAAUUUAUUGAAUCAUUGAUCAACAACUACAACAAUGAUGAUGAUGAUGAUGCAAAAAAAUACACGUCGUACACAACGUUUUAAUAAUAAUAAUGUAUUACAAUUUCAACCGGAAAUUAUACGUGCCAUAAUUGGUCAUGAUUCGAUUCGUGUACGGGAAUUACUUCAAAUGAAGAAUAAUAAUGAUCAUCAUCAUGAUAUGAACACAUGGAUCGAUUGUGGCUGUCGUACACCAUUACAUUUGGCCGCUGCUUUAGGCCGUGAUGAAUCGUUACGUGUAUUACUUGAAUCUGAUUAUUAUACGAUAAAUUGUCGUGAUAAUAAUCUGGUUACACCAUUACAUCGUGCAUGUCGUAAUAAUCAUAUUGAAUGUGUACGUUUAUUGAUUGAACAUAAUGCCGAUAUUAAUGCACGAACAUUGACACAUUUAACACCAUUACAUGUUUGUGCACAAAUGGGUUCAUUGGAUUGUGCACGUUUAUUAAUCGAUCAUGUCAACAAUAUUGAUGCAACCGAUUCGAUUGGUGCUACUGCAUUACAUUAUGCUGUUUAUAGUAAAAAUUUACCACUAAUCGAAUUAUUAUUGGAACAUGGUGCCAAAGUUGAUGUACAGGAUAAAUAUGGUCUUCGUCCUAUACAUUAUUCAGCAAUGGUCGAUAAUAAAUUGGCCGUUAUACAGCUAUUAAUUGAACAUGGACAGACCGAUGUUAAUGUCCGAAGUAAAUCAUUAUUGACACCAUUACAUAUAGCCAUUGUGGAAAAAAAUCUGGAUGUUUAUAAUGCAUUAUUAAAUUUUGGUGCCGAUAUGGAUGUAAAAGAUUUGUAUGGUAAUACAAUCGCUCAUUGGGCUGCAUAUGUUGGUUAUUUGCCCAUUUUUGAAUCAAUCAUUCAACAUAAAGCCAAUUUGAUUGAUAUACCAAAUCUUAACGGUGUUUGGCCAUUACAUUAUCUUUGUAUGAUUCGAUUUCCUAAUCUAAAUGUUUAUCCUAUUGUUGAACAAAUUAUUUAUCAUUAUAAAAAUAAUGAUGAUGAUGAUGAUAACGAUGAUGAUGAUGAUGAUGAUGAUCAACAUUCAAAUUCAAAUAAUUUGGCCAAACAUUUAAAUGUUGUGGACAAAUUCAAUUGUACACCAUUACAUUAUGUUGGCUGUAAUGAUAUGGAAAUGGUCAUAUCAACAUUAAUCAUUAUGGGUGCCGAUUGUAAUGCCUGUGAUUAUCGAUUAGAAACACCAAUUCAUAAAGCUGUUCAACAUGUUAAAUUAGAAAAACUGAAAAUAUUACGAAAACAUGGUGCCAAUAUUAACAUGACCAAUAAAGAUGGCCACACUGUUUUACAUAUGGCUGCAUAUUCAAUGUUAUCAUUAUUUUGUAAAUUUUUAACAACCAUCGAUAAUGAUGAUGAAUUUGGUAGUGGUGAUGUUAUUUGCGAUACAAAAUCAAUGGAUAAAUAUGGUCGUACAGCACAUUAUAUGGCCGCUUAUAGUGGCAGUAUGGAUUGUCUUUAUGAACUUGUUGCUUCCGUUACGAUGACUAACGAAGAUGAUGAUGAUGAUGAUGAUAUUAUAUUGUUUCCACCUGUUGAUGCAUAUAAACGUUCAUUAUUACAUUAUGCUUGUGCAAAUAAUUUUGUUGGCAUCGAAUUUAUACGUUUAUUAUUACUUAAAGAAGAUGAAUUUGAUCUAUUAUUUGAUUCAUUACCAACAAAAUUAUGUUCAACAUUGAGACAAUCAUUCUCUCGAUUCGAUAUUAAUCAACAAGAUAUAUAUGGACGUACACCAUUACAUUAUUUAUGUAGACAACAUGAAUCGAAUAUAACCGAUAUUGUUCAAUUAUUCAUUGAAUCUGGUGCCGAUAUUUCUAUUGUUGAUGAUCAAUAUUGUUUACCAUUUCAUUAUGCCGUUGCAAAUGGUUAUUCAUUGGCAUUAAAAUAUUUGAUCAAUAUAAAUUGGUUAUCAGAUAAAGAAAUUUAUAGAAAAUUAUCCAAUUCAUUUAUCUGUCCAUUACGUUUGGCUGUAUAUUAUGGCCAUUCAAAUGUAUUGAAAGAAUUAAUUCAAUUUGGUUUCAAUGAUUGUGAUCAAGCAUUCGAAAUGGCCAUACGUCGUUCACAAUUGGAUUGUGCACGAUAUCUAUAUGAAUUAUGUCGUAAUUCGGAAACAUUUAUACGAAUGUCAUUGUUUGCCGCUGCUACUGGUGAUCGUAAAUCAUUAUGUUUAUUAUUCAAUAUAGUUGAUAGAAUAUUGCCAAAAGAACGAUUAUUAAUGCUUUCAUCAUUAAGUCCAAAUGGUCAUUCGGUAGUGAAUUUUUUAUUAUAUAAAAAUGUGGACAUUAAUCUACGCGAUAAGAGACAACGUAAUGCACUAUUCUAUGCUGUAAUCGGUGCAAAUCAUCAUACAAUACAAUUAUUAUUGAAAUCAGGCAUACAAUUUGUAAAUGAUGAUCGUGGUCAUAAUGUAUUUCAUCUAUGUGCACAACGUGGUGAUUUACAGACAUUUAUUUUGUUGUGUAAUUUUUUUCAUAAAUCAAAUCAUAGAUAUCUACAACAUUUAUUAACAACAAAAGAUUGUAAUGGUUUUACUGCCAUCCAGAUUGCAUGUUUUGAAUGUCAUCAAAAUAUUCUUGAAUAUUAUCUAAAUCUAAAUCUAAAUCAAUCAUCAUAUGUAUCAUUAAUGUUUUUUGCUGGGUAUGUUGUUGUUUUUUUUCUGUUUAAUCGAUUGAUUGAAUUUUUUUUUCUCUUUCUGCAAAUUAGAUUCUGUCACAAUUUGGAAUUUAUCCAAUAUAUCCAACAGAAACACGGUGCAAAUGUUUUGAUUGAUUCACGUGGACCAUUUGAUAGAACAUUGUUACAUUAUUGUUGUAUGUCCAAUAUUCCGAUUGAAGAUUUUUAUUUAAUCAAAUUAUUGAUGAUUGAAUUGAAAAUGGACAUUAAUCAACCGGAUCAAAAAGGUCUAACACCAUUAUUGUAUGCUUCAUAUUCGGGCAAUUAUUGUAUUGUACGUUAUAUUCUGGCUAAUUGUGCUGAAGCCAACAUAAUGGCCGUUGAUAAUGAAAUGAACAAUAUUCUUCAUUUGGCCUGUUUAUCACGAUCCAAAUUGACUGGAAUGAUUUUAAUUGAACAUGCAAAACAAUGUGGAAAAAUUGAAAAAUUGAUAAAUGGCAAAAAUCACCAUGAACAAAUACCAUUACAUUUGGCAGCGAAAAAAUUGAUGCCAACGUUGAUUAAAGAACUGUUAUUUUGUGGUUCACCAUGGGAUUGUUAUGAUUCAUUCGGCUAUUCACCAAGUCUUUAUUGUACGCCAACACGUUUAUCGGCAAUUUGUUUAUCAAUUGUUGAAACAUUUAUGGUGCAAAUAGAUGAUGAUGAUGAUACAUCAGUUUUGGAUACAACACAACAACAACAACAACAAACAUCUGAAAAUAUUUCAAACAACAACAGCAAUAAUACAAUCAAUGAUGAAUCAUCAUCAUCAAUAAUAAUGGUGAAUAAUUCCAUUGUAAUCAAUAGUAAACAUGUACAAUGUCAACAAAAAUCACGUCAAUCAUUACCACCGAUGGAACGUAUAAAAAGUUAUGAAAAAUUAAUCUGUGAUAAAAUUUCAAGAUUAUCAUUACCUGCUGCUGCUCAACAACAUCAGCCACAUUCCAAUCAUAAUCAUAAUCAUCAUAAACAGAAUCAUACAAUAGCCAACGAUAACGAUGACGAUGAUGAUGAUUCAGAUACCUAUUGAGAAUUGAAUUUAAAACUUUUGCCUUUUUAUAUUUAUUUUUU
Messenger RNA from Dermatophagoides farinae (American house dust mite), 4323 nucleotides. Lineage: Eukaryota; Metazoa; Arthropoda; Arachnida; Sarcoptiformes; Pyroglyphidae. The record is from RefSeq and is a predicted model, not a curated record.